UCACAUCGCCACCGCACCAGAUCACAUGUAGGACUUUGCUCAGUUCGAAACACACACUCAUCCGGUUCGUCUCAGGCCAGUUUUUCCAACCGAAUUAAAGCUUUCCAUCCAGUAACAUUGUUCUAGUUAUAAUGGCCCUCUUUUACGGCGUUGAGAAGCAGAAGACGGUACCCACGUACAUGAAGUACCUGAUGUGCGGGUCAUCCGCCAUGCUGGCCACGACCCUCACCCAGCCGCUUGACCUUGUCAAGACCCGCAUGCAGUUGUCCGGCACUCUGGGAAUUAAGGAGUACAAGACCUCCUGGGAUGUCCUCUCGCGAGUAUUCAAGAGCGAGGGCAUGCUAUCGUUGUACAACGGCCUCGGAGCUGGCUUGCUGCGACAGGCCACCUAUACCACUGCCAAGAUGGGGCUCUACCAGUUGGAAAUGGACUGGUACCGCAGGAGCUACGACACCGAUCCAUCCCUGGUGGGUUGCAUGGCCAUGGGCAUUAUCGCUGGCGGCUUCGGCGCAAUGUUCGGCAAUCCGGCGGAUGUGGCAAUGGUCCGCAUGAUGGCCGACAACCGUCUGCCGUCGUCGGAGAGACGCAACUAUAAGAACGUGGGUGAUGCUUUUGUACGGAUCGUGAAGGACGAGGGCGUGCUCACGCUCUGGCGCGGAUGCCUGCCCACCGUAGGCCGUGCCAUGGUUGUCAAUAUGGUCCAGCUGGCCUCGUAUUCCCAGCUGAAGAAACAGUUCCGCGGUCAUCUGGAGGAGGGCUGGACCCUGCAGUUUGGCGCCGGCAUGGUGGCCGGUCUGCUGUCCACAGCGGCCUCCCUGCCACUGGACUUGGCCAAGACACGCAUCCAGCAGAUGCGGCUUAUCGAGGGCAAGCCGGAGUACAGCGGCACCAUCGACGUGCUGAUGAAGGUGCUGAAAAACGAGGGAUUCCUGGCCUUGUGGAAGGGGUUCACUCCGCAACUUUGCCGCACUGCUCCACACACCCUGCUCUCCUUUGUGUUCCUGGAGCAGAUGAACAAGGCCUACACAAAGCACGUCAUUGGAGAGUCCUCUUCAGACGAUUCCGCCUAAGAAAUUCAGGCUGCAUCUUAGAAGAAGCCUUAUUAGAUUUUUCACGCGUAAAUACCAGGUUUAAAUUCUUUAAAAUGUCAAAAAGUAAAUGUUCUUAUAUACAUUAUGUACCAAAUAAGUAUGGUUUUCUUAAGGCCUCAGACUCUGAAAAUAUAUUUUAGGGUACUUAAA
Drosophila kikkawai is the source of this 1241-nucleotide messenger RNA. RefSeq names its product mitochondrial 2-oxoglutarate/malate carrier protein. The record is from RefSeq and is a predicted model, not a curated record. Gene Ontology annotation, biological process: transmembrane transport. Lineage: Eukaryota; Metazoa; Arthropoda; Insecta; Diptera; Drosophilidae. Gene Ontology annotation, molecular function: transmembrane transporter activity.